Molecule: messenger RNA, 1207 nt
Organism: Emericellopsis atlantica
Lineage: Eukaryota; Fungi; Ascomycota; Sordariomycetes; Hypocreales; Bionectriaceae
Exons: 3
Coding region: 362-979 (205 amino acids)
Source: RefSeq, a predicted model, not a curated record
UAGGUGUUGGUCUGUCAUAUGCACUCCGCGGUAGUGACACCACCACCUGUCGAGUGUUAUUAAAGGCUGGGGUCGCAUCGCUGGCUGGGGGACUGGACAGUGGCGGCUGACUGGAUGCGCAGCGGUGGGGCUGCCGCAUGAGACAGAGACAUGGAACCACCCCAAAGUCAGUAUGGGGGAGUAGCAGCGGUGAGGUGAUAGUCUACGGGUGGUCGUCGAGACUCAGACCAUGCAGGCAGACAUGGAGUAACGAGACUUUGCCGGUGGCUGGGGAAACAUGUGCUGUUGGUGAGACACCUGUUGAUGUUCUAGAGCACCUGUAAAGGUACCCUCAUCCAGUCUAGCUGUGAUAGCUUCAACGAUGCCAGCCGGCUGCCGGCCAUUCAGGACGAGCAUCAGGAGAUCCGAGCCACGGCCACCAUCGCAUCAGAUCAGUCAUUUGUCUCUCGCCCUCCAGUCGCCCACGCUUGCUCCCUCACUUCACCUUUCUCUCUCACCUUCUCCCUCUUCUCGCUUUCAACUCCAUUCCCUCUCUCCGUCUCUCACCUUCCCUCUCUCUCUACCGCCUCUAUUCCUCCCUACCCGCUUCGUCCCGCCUCUCCAGUCCAGUCGUCUUCACUGUGCCUUCUGCACACUGCUAUUAGAUCGACUCCAGUCCAGUCAUCAACAAUCCCCAUCCCACCCACCGACGCCCGCCCUCUGCCGACCAGCAGCUGCUGCCAGCAGCACGCACCCUUGCACGCGAACCCCGCCAUUAAAUCAUAAGCUGUCGCGCGCGCGCCGCCCAUCGCAAACCACUAACUUAUCGUUUGCGAUUGCUUUCUCUCCGACUCUCGCGCGUUACCAAGCUAAAGCUUCUGGCCUGCUCGUCAAGUACCUCGCGCAGCGCACCAUCACAGCGAUCGCCGGUGAUUACGCGCCACUCUCGCGACCUAAAAGACCCCGUCGCCUCCUCGAUACCCCGCCCCGCCUUCCCUGAACGCGACUGGACUCCAAGUUACCAGUCCGUCUGAAACUCCGCGAUCCGCCAAGCCCAUACUCUGCUCUCCUCUCGAGCUUCCCCCCUGCUUCACGAAGCUCAUUCUCCUACGAAUCCCCAACCCUCCUUCGUUUGGCCCUCGCCAUCAUGUCCGCUCCCCAGGAUAUCCAGCCUUCCAACGGCGGCGACAUCCACGAACAGAUGGACAACCUUAAGAUGGACGAACGC